AUGUCUGAUGAAGAAGUGAUAAGACGUCGUUUGCUCGUUGAUGGAGACGGUAUUGGCGAUGACAGACGGAUAAAUAUGUUAUUAAAGUCAUUUAUAAAGUGGGCUAAUAAUCCGGAUGUUGACAACACGCUCCAUGAACGUAUUCUGGCUAGUCUUGCCCAGAGUGAAUUUGCUCAGAAAAAAUCACGUUUUGUAUCGGCUAUGAGUCAAGAUGAGUUGAAAAAUUAUAAAAAAUUAUACGAAGACAUAGGAAUUGAAAUAGAACAGGCCAAAAAGGAUAUUGAAACUACAAAAGCUGAGUUGCAAGAAGCCAAACAGAUACGCAAGAAUCGAAUCGAGUAUGAUGUCCUGGCUAAAGUUAUCAACGAGCAGCCUGAUAGAAGAAAGACUAAUUUGAAAUUGGAGACUUUGAAACAAGAACUUGGAUUUUUAAAGGAAAAAUCUGAGCAGCUGGAACAUAAAUUGGAGAUGCGGAGAAAACAAUUCCACGUAUUAAUGUCAUCAAUUCAUUCGUUAGAAGAGAUGUUAGACGAGUCUGAUGAAGAAAUAAUGGAUGUAAGCCUCGAAAAUUAUGAAGAUAAUGAUGUAGCCAUGCAAGUAUCAUCAUGA
Cotesia congregata is the source of this 609-nucleotide messenger RNA. The record is from the annotation of a GenBank genome assembly. Lineage: Eukaryota; Metazoa; Arthropoda; Insecta; Hymenoptera; Braconidae.